AUUACGUAAUACCAGUUAUCAGUACGUAGCGCUUAUCGACGUUCCCUCUCGCCGUACGUCUCUGUCGUUUCGGUUCCAGCGUUCUUCCAGUCGUUCCGUUCCAACGUCGUCCGCCGACUAAUCGCGACGGUCAUUAGCGUCGGGCCUGAUACAGCGACGGCCGUUGUAGUCGUUAACUGUUGAACAGAUAAAUAAAACCAUGCAAAACGUAUUCAACACCGUGAAAGGUACUGCACUAGGCUUCGCUGGAUUUUUGACACCGGUCUUAAAGGAAUCAAAAUUUAGAGAGACAGGUGUUGUAACACCACAAGAGUUUGUCAUUGCAGGUGACCAUUUGGUGCAUACAUGUCCAACAUGGGAAUGGGCUUGUGGCGAUGAUAACAAGACUAAAUCUUAUUUGCCAAAAAAUAAACAGUUUUUGAUUACAAAAAAUGUACCAUGUGUCCGGCGGUGUAAACAAUUAGAGGACUGUGAAAUUCAAGAAAAUAUUGUUGAGUCUGAAGAAGGGAAUGAUGGCUGGGUUGAAACUCAUCAUUUUGAUUCGUUAUUAUCACCUUUAAGUGAACAAAUAUCAGACUUAUCAUUUUCAGAAAAUUCCAGCAAUUUAAAUAUUGGAAAUAAAAACGAGGAUAAUCAAGUUUCCAGUAAUGUAAAUGUAGAUAUUAAUAGUUAUUGUGCAGAAGAUAAUGAUGAUAAUGAAGAUGAAGGUGAAGCUGUAGAUAUGGAUGCAUUUGUAGAAAGUGGCUUACUUGAAGAUGAUUCGGUGACUGUUUAUCCAGAAAAAGUAAAAGAUAAAAAAUUACCUAGUACAUCUGAUGAUGAAAUAUUAAAAACCAGAACAUAUGAUUUACAUAUUACUUAUGAUAAAUUCUACCAAACUCCAAGAUUGUGGCUUUAUGGUUAUAAUGAAAAUCAAAUACCAUUAAAUGUUGAAGAAAUGUAUGAAGAUAUAAGUCAAGAUUAUGCUAAGAAAACGGUUACCAUGGAAUCUCAUCCUCAUGUCCCUGGUCCUUCGAUGGCUUCUAUACAUCCUUGCAAGCAUGCCGAUAUUAUGAAAAAGCUUAUACAUAUGGUGACAGAUGAAGGCAGAAAUUUAGAAGUUCACAUGUAUUUAAUUAUAUUUUUGAAAUUUGUACAAUCAGUCAUACCAACUAUAGAAUAUGAUUAUACUCAAAAUAUUAACUUAUAGUUUUAAUUAAGUUAUUAAAAUAUUGUUGUAUGAAAAUAUUAUGCUAUAAUUUGUUUUAAACCCAUAGUAUUUUGUAAAUCAAUUAAGUUCAUUUAGUAUACUCCAUAAGAUUUGUCAACCUUAUUAUAUUUU
Messenger RNA from Sipha flava (yellow sugarcane aphid), 1321 nucleotides. Its product is annotated as ubiquitin-like-conjugating enzyme ATG3. The record is from RefSeq and is a predicted model, not a curated record. Gene Ontology annotation, biological process: autophagosome assembly; nucleophagy; autophagy of mitochondrion. The coding region runs from base 200 to 1189 and encodes 329 amino acids. Gene Ontology annotation, cellular component: cytoplasmic ubiquitin ligase complex; cytosol. The transcript has 7 exons. NCBI's taxonomy places the organism in Eukaryota, Metazoa, Arthropoda, Insecta, Hemiptera, Aphididae. Gene Ontology annotation, molecular function: Atg8-family ligase activity.